AUGGUUCGAGGAGAGAUCUGCCACCUUCACAUCGGCCAGGCCGGUAUCCAGCUCGGUAAUGCCGCUUGGGAGCUUUACCAGCUCGAGCACGGCCUGACCCCGGAUGGCCACUACGACUCCAGCCGCGCCGACGAGGUCACCUCCAGCGGCUCCUACGACACCUUCUAUACCGAGACCAGCGGCGGCAAAUACGUCCCCCGCGCCAUCUUCGCCGAUCUUGACCCUUCGCCCGUCGACGAGAUCCGCAGCGGUGCAUACAAGAGUCUCUUCCACCCCGAGCAGCUGAUCAGCGGCAAGGAGGAUGCCGCCAACAACUAUGCUCGUGGCCACUACACUGUCGGCAAGGAGCUGGUUGACGAUGUGAUGGACCGCAUCCGCCGUGUCGUUGACAACUGCUCCUGCCUGCAGGGCUUCCUGGUCUUCCACUCCUUCGGCGGUGGUACCGGCUCUGGCUUCGGUGCUCUUCUGUUGGAGCAGCUGUCUGCCGAGUAUGGCAAGAAGCCCAAGCUCGAGUUCUGCGUUUACCCUUCGCCUCGCGUGUCGACCGCCGUCGUGGAGCCCUACAACGCUGUUCUGUCCACCCACAGCACCAUUGAGAACUCCGACUGCACUUUCCUCGUCGACAAUGAGGCCGUCUACGAUAUCUGCCGUCGCAACCUCGAUAUCCCCCGUCCUAGCUUCGACCACCUCAACCGUCUAAUCGCCCAGGUCGUCAGCUCUAUCACCUCCAGUCUGCGCUUCGACGGUGCUCUGAACGUCGAUCUGAAUGAGUUCCAGACCAACCUGGUGCCCUUCCCUCGUAUCCACUACCCUCUGAUCUCGUAUGCCCCUGUUGUCGGCAGCAACCGCAGCGCCCACGAGAGCUUCAAGGUCCAGGAUCUCACCUUCCAGUGUUUCGAGCCCAACAACCAGAUGGUGGUCUGCGACCCUCGUAAUGGCAAGUACAUGGCCGUUGCUCUGCUGUACCGCGGUGACGUUGUGCCCCAGGAGUGCCACAAAGCCGUCGCCAACGUCAAGGCCAAGGCCUCCUUCAACCUGGUUGAGUGGUGCCCUACCGGUUUCAAGAUCGGUAUCAACUACCAGAAACCCGCCCAGGUCCCCGCCAGUGAGAUGGCCCCCGUUGACCGCGCUGUCAGCAUGCUGUCCAACACCACUGCCAUUGCCGAGGCCUGGAGCCGUCUGGACCACAAAUUCGACCUCAUGUACUCCAAGCGUGCCUUCGUCCACUGGUACGUUGGUGAGGGUAUGGAGGAGGGAGAGUUCUCCGAGGCUCGUGAGGAUCUCGCUGCUCUGGAGAAGGACUAUGAGGAGGUCGCCGGCGACUCGCUCGAGGAGGAAGAGGAGGAACUCGAGUAUUAA
Molecule: messenger RNA, 1359 nt
Organism: Penicillium argentinense
Lineage: Eukaryota; Fungi; Ascomycota; Eurotiomycetes; Eurotiales; Aspergillaceae
Product: tubulin alpha chain
Exons: 7
Coding region: 1-1359 (452 amino acids)
Biological process (GO): microtubule cytoskeleton organization; mitotic cell cycle
Cellular component (GO): cytoplasm; microtubule
Molecular function (GO): structural constituent of cytoskeleton; GTP binding
Source: RefSeq, a predicted model, not a curated record